GCAGCCGUGCUUCGGCGCGGCUCCGCUUUCCCGCCGCGCUUCGUUCCCGCGCGGGGUGCGGCGAAGGGCCGCGAUUGGGGCAUGUCUCUGAGUGGAGCCCUGAAGCGACAUGAUUGACUACAGCGAGGAUUGGUUGAUCUCCACCCUCUUCAGGCUUCAAGGCUCGGUGGCCCCACGCGCCUGUUUCUUUGCGGUGCCCACCGCACUGGUAGCGCUGUUCUUGGCUUAUGCUGAUCAAUGGGUCGGACCCGAGUUCCGUCAGUCCUCAGGGAUUUUGGAAGCUCAGCAGAGUCAGCUUUGGCAAGCGGCCACCGGGGUGCUCUUCAGUCUGCUGAUCUUCCGAAUCAAUCGGGCUAUGGCACGUUUCUGGGAGGGCACGGGCUUGCUGCAUCAGAUGCGUGGCGAGUGGUUUGACUCCGUGAGUUGCUGCGUGACCUUCACCCGCGCAGGCGUCAAGGAUCGGGAGAAGGACACCAUGGCCUUUCGUCAUACGAUCGUGCGGCUAAUGAGCUUGUGCCACGGUACGGCGCUCAAAGAGAUUGGCGGCGAGGACGCGGACGACUGCGAGACGAUCGACCCCCAGGGGUUGGACAAUGGCACCUUGCAUCACCUGCAAACCUGCAGCGAGCAUGGUUUUAAUCGUGUGGAAGUGCUACUCCACCUGAUCCAGUCAUUGAUCACGCAAAGCCUGGACGAUGGUAUCAUCCGCGUCCCGGCACCGAUCAUCUCCCGAGUCUACCAGACCCUCUCGCGAGGUUUCGUGAACCUGCUCAACGCGAAGAAGAUCGCGGACACCCGCUUCCCCUUUCCCUUCGCGCAGCUCAUCUCCUUACUGCUCUUCGUCAACGUGAUCUUGACGCCGAUCUUGGUGACCUCGAUCUUCACACAACCGGCUUUGUGUGUGAUUUUCUCCUUCAUCCCCAUUUUCGGCAUGUCUUGCCUGAACUUCAUCGGCGUGGAGUUGGAAAACCCCUUCGGGCAAGAUGACAAUGACUUGCCGCUGGAUCAUUUCCAGGAUGAGAUGAACAACUGUUUGCUCAUGCUGCUUCACAGCAGCGCCGAUCUGCUGCCAGAUGUGGAUUCCAUGCGCUGUAUGACGGAUGUGGAUGAGAUCAGAGAGAUCAUGAUGGAGUCGCGCUAUCUCGAUCCAUCCUUCCCAUCCAGGCCUGGCACGCCGAGGACGUCUUCCACACCAAAGAAGCCGGGACCACCGCGCCGAACGCUGUCCAAUAGCCUGGAGACCGCGGAAUCUGCUUCACCGGGCAGUCAGGACAAUGCCUUGUUGUCCGCGAUACCCUGCAACGACGACCGGAUCAUUGAGUCCUCCAAAGAGGAGAAGAAUCGACCGAAGCACGGCGAAGGGAAAUGGAAGACCGAGGAACAACUGAAACAUGAGGCGAUGCUUCAAGGCUUGGAGAGAAUGAUCGGCAACUUGCAAAGCAUCAAGACCGCGGUGGAGGAGCAAGCUAAGAAGGUCUCGCAGAGCACGGCGGCGAUGGCCGAGUUCUGCGAACACCUGGAUGACAUGCUCAAGAAGAAGAUUAACCCCAACAGAAGCGGCGACAGAGUGGCGCCUCGGCGACGGAACUGGGAAUGCUCAUUGAUGAGGUGUACAUGAGGCAUUCGUUUCGCCGCGGUGAGAGAUGGGAACAAACACGUUUCCGUGGGGCACCUGGCUCGCCAUGGCAGAGGUGCAAAAACAACGAGAUA
This is a messenger RNA of Durusdinium trenchii, 1710 nucleotides long. The record is from the annotation of a GenBank genome assembly. NCBI's taxonomy places the organism in Eukaryota, Dinophyceae, Suessiales, Symbiodiniaceae.